Pipistrellus nathusii (Nathusius's pipistrelle) is the source of this 3360-nucleotide messenger RNA. Lineage: Eukaryota; Metazoa; Chordata; Mammalia; Chiroptera; Vespertilionidae. The record is from the annotation of a GenBank genome assembly.
AUGGCGGGGGCGCCGCGCGGCCCCGGCGGCCCGGGCGGAGGCGGCGGAGGCGGCGGCGGCUCCGCGGAGCCGGGGGGCGGGCGGGCGGGCGGGCUGCGGCGCGGGCUGCGGGCGUGCGGCGGCGGCUUCGCGUGCCCCGAGCUGGAGGCGCUGUUCCGCGGCUACGCGCUGCGGCUGGAGCAGGCGGCGGCGCGGCGGGCGCUGGCCGUGCUGAGCCUGCUGGCGGGCGCGCUGGCGCUGGGCGAGCUGCUGGGCGCGGGGGGCGCGCGGGGCCCGGCGGGCGGCUCGCACCCCGCGCACUUCGCGCUCUUCCUGGCGCUGCUCGUGGCCACCCACGUGCGCGCGCUGCCCGCGCGGCGCCUGCGGCAGGUCGGGGCGCUGGCGCUGCUGCUCUGCCUCACCUUCGCGCUGCUCGCCUGCCCCUUCGCGCCCGCCGCGCUCUCCGGGGCGCCCGCCGCGGACCAGGGCGUGUGGCCGCUGCUCCUCGUCACCUUCGUGGCCUACGCGCUGCUGCCCGUGGGCGGCCCGCUGGCCGCCGGCUUCGGGCUGGUGGUGGCCGCCGCGCACCUGCUGGUCACGGCCGCCCUGGGGCCCGCCCGGCGCCCGCGCCUCUGGAGGACGCUGGCCGCCAACGCCCUGCUCUUCCUGGGCGUGAACAUGUACGGGGUGUGCGCGAGGGCGCUGGCCGAGCGGGCCCAGCGCAGGGCCUUCCUGCAGGCGCGCUCCUGCAUCGAGGACCGGCUGCGGCUGGAGGACGAGAACGAGAAGCAGGAGCGGCUGCUCAUGAGCCUUCUGCCCCGGAACGUUGCCAUGGAGAUGAAGGAGGACUUCCUGAAGCCCCCCGAGAGGAUUUUCCACAAGAUUUACAUCCAGCGGCAUGACAACGUGAGCAUCCUCUUCGCGGACAUCGUGGGCUUCACGGGGCUGGCGUCGCAGUGCACAGCCCAGGAGCUGGUCAAGCUGCUCAACGAGCUCUUCGGCAAGUUCGACGAGCUGGCCACGGAGAACCACUGCCGGCGCAUCAAGAUCCUGGGCGACUGCUACUACUGCGUGUCCGGUCUCACCCAGCCCAAGGCCGACCACGCCCACUGCUGCGUGGAGAUGGGGCUGGACAUGAUCGACACCAUCACGUCCGUGGCCGAGGCCACCGAGGUGAACCUCAACAUGCGCGUGGGGCUGCACACCGGCCGCGUCCUCUGCGGCGUCCUGGGCCUGCGCAAGUGGCAGUACGACGUGUGGUCCAACGACGUGACGCUGGCCAACGUCAUGGAGACCGCGGGCCUCCCCGGGAAGGUGCACAUCACCAAGGCCACGCUGGAGUGUCUGAACGGCGACUACGAGGUGGAGCCGGGCCACGGGCAGGAGAGGAACGGCUUCCUGCGCGCUCACAACAUCGAGACCUUCUUCAUCGUGCCCUCGCACCGGCGCAAGAUCUUCCCGGGGCUGAUCCUCUCGGACAUCAAGCCGGCCAAGAGGAUGAAGUUCAAGACAGUGUGCUACCUGCUGGUGCAGCUCAUGCAGUGCCGCAAGAUGUUCAAGGCCGAGAUCCCCUUCUCCAACGUCAUGACCUGUGAGGACGAUGACAAGCGCAGGGCCCUGCGAACGGCCUCGGAGAAGGUCCGGAACCGCCUGUCCUUCUCCGCCAACGCAGUCCAUGCCACGCCUGGCAGCCGCGUCAACAGGUACAUCGGCCGCCUGCUGGAGGCGCGGCAGACGGAGCUGGAGGUGGCGGACCUGCACCUGCUCACCCUCCAGUACAAGCAGGCCGAGCGCGAGCGGAAGUACCACCGGCUCCCGGACGAGUCCUUCACCAGCGCCGUGGUGCUCGCCCUCGUGCUGGCCGCCCUGUUCGGCCUGGUCUACCUUCUCAUCAUCCCCCAGAGCGUGGCCGUCCUGCUCCUGCUGGUGUUCUGCAUCUGCUUCCUGGUGUCCUGUGUCCUGUACCUGCACAUCACCCGGGUCCAGUGCCUCCCCGGCUGCCUGACCCUCCGGAUCCGCACCGCCCUGUGCGCCUUCGUCGUGAUCCUGGUCUACGCCGUGGCCCAAGGCUGCGUGGUGGGCUGCCUGCCCUGGGCCUGGCCCUCGGGCCCCAACGCGUCGCUGGUGGUGCUGCCACCCGGAGGCCCGGACGCCGUGCUGCCCGCCCCGCCCUGCGAGGCGGCGCCCCAGGCCCUGCUGUGCGGCCUGGUGGGCACCCUCCCGCUCGCCCUGUUCCUGCGGGUGCCCUCCCUGCCCAAGCUGGUCCUGCUGUGCGUGCUCAGCGCCUCCUACAUCCUGGUCCUGGAGCUCAGCGGCUACACCCGCGCCGUGGGGAGUGCGGCCUCGGGGCGCGGGUUCGAGCCCAUCCUGGCCGUGCUGCUCUUCUCCUGCACGCUGGCCCUGCACGCCCGGCAGGUGGACGUCAGGCUGCGGCUGGACUACCUCUGGGCCUCGCAGGCGGAGGAGGAGCGGGACGACAUGGAGCGGGUGAAGCUGGACAACAGGAGGAUCCUCUUCAACCUGCUGCCGGCCCACGUGGCCCAGCACUUCCUGCUGUCCAACCCCCGCAACAUGGACCUGUACUACCAGUCGUACGCCCAGGUGGGCGUCAUGUUCGCCUCCAUCCCCAACUUCAACGACUUCUACAUCGAGCUGGACGGCAACAACAUGGGCGUGGAGUGCCUGCGGCUGCUCAAUGAGAUCAUCGCCGACUUCGACAAGCUCCUGGACAAGGACGUGCACCAGGACCUGGAGAAGAUCAAGACCAUCGGCAGCACCUACAUGGCCGCCGGGGGGCUGGCGCCCACGGCCGGGGCCAAGGCUAAGCGGAGCGUCACCUCCCACCUGGGCACGCUGGCCGACUUCGCCCUCGAGAUGUUCCACGUCCUGGACGAGAUCAACUACCAGUCCUACAACGAGUUUGUGCUGCGCGUGGGCAUCAACGUGGGGCCUGUGGUGGCCGGUGUGAUCGGGGCGCGCCGCCCGCAGUACGACAUCUGGGGCAACACGGUCAACGUGGCCAGCAGGAUGGACAGCACGGGCGUCCCGGGCAGGAUCCAGGUCACGGAGGAGGUGCAGCGGCUGCUGCGGCCGGGCGGCUACCACUUCCUGUGCCGGGGCAAGGUCAGCGUCAAGGGCAAGGGCGAGAUGCUGACGUACUUCCUGGAAGGCCGGGCGGACGGAAACUUGCAAACCAGGACCCUGAACUCGGAGCGGAAAAUGUGUCCCUACAGGCGAGCCGGCCACCAGACCGGCCUGGCCGCGGGCCGCCCCCCAGCACCCGUGGUCGGAGCCGGGUGGGGGGCUCCGCAGGGCUUGGGGUUCGCCCCCCGCCCCCCUGGCCCACACCUGCCCCCCGGAGCGGCCGGGAAGGAGGCUUAG